Aureococcus anophagefferens is the source of this 1358-nucleotide messenger RNA. RefSeq lists its product as hypothetical. The transcript has a single exon. Gene Ontology annotation, molecular function: protein binding. Bases 414 to 1358 code for a protein of 314 amino acids. The record is from RefSeq and is a predicted model, not a curated record. Lineage: Eukaryota; Pelagophyceae; Pelagomonadales; Pelagomonadaceae.
ACCUAAGUCGUGUUCAGGCUGCCCUGAACAAGCCACAACAUCACCACACUGGAAUCAAUGUAGCACCUGUGACUGUUCGAUCGCACAAGCAAGACACUAUUCCGGCAUUGACCUCGACAGCUUUGAGUAGUGCCAUCCAGGUAAAUUCUGCAGAAUACACGUCUAACGGUGAUGGCGAGGGCAAGCGUUCUGGACGCGCACGCAAGGCACCAUCGCAUCUCCGUGAUGGCUCACCUAAUGGUCCCGAUCCAAGUAAUGUCGAACUGCUAGGUCUUCAAACGACCGAGGCUCUUCGGCGUUGUCAUGCAAUUGUGAUCUCCCUUGAACGUUUUGCAGGUGCGGACUGGUUUUCAGCACCUGUGGAUGCUGUUGCACUUGGUGUCCCGCACUAUGGUGCAAUUAUUGAUGCGCCUAUGGACUUGAGUACUGUCAAACGCGGUCUUGAUUGUGGUCUUUAUCCUGACCCUCAUGCUUUUGCGGCGGACAUGCGCCUGGUUUUUCGCAACGCAAUGACUUUUAAUGUUCUCCCCGAGGCACCUGUGCACGAAGCUGCACGAAAUCUUCAUGCUAAAUUCGAAGACCAACUUCAGAACAUCUGGAAGCACAUUGCUGGAGGUGCUUUGGGUAGCGCGAAGUUCAAGUCUGGAGGUCCAAAGCGUGAUGCAGACGGAGAUUUGGAGGGUCAAAUUAACAAGCGUGCCAAAAUCCCCAAUGGGAAAAGUGGGGGAAAGAAGAGUGGGAAAGGUAAAAAGGGCCCACGCGACGAUGACUAUGGUGCUCUAUCUACAGGGACCGGCAUGGUUCCUGUGGCUGAUUUAGUCAACAUGCAGCGCCAAAUGGAAUCCAUGCAAGCGACUAUCGCUGCACUACAGAAGCAGGCCUCACAGACCGAGGUUCAGGUCCAAAUGAAUAUGGAGCUUGGAUUAAAACCGACUGUGCCCGGUCACGCCGUAUCAAAACCCCCCCGGGUCUCUAAACUGCUCACUUUUGACGAAAAGGAAGCUCUCUCCAAUGAUAUCAAUGACCUCCCCCCGGAAAAGCUGGCACAUGUUGUCAAGAUUGUGCAGGAAUCGAUGCCUCUAACUGGCCGUCAUGAUGAUGAUGAGAUUGAAGUCGAUAUCGAAACCCUUGACAACGAUACGCUUCGCCAUCUUCAAAAGUACGUAAAAGCUUCUCUAGGAAAGAAGCGCGCCGUGCCUAAGAAAAAAGGCCAACAGCCGCUAUCCCCGCCCCCUGAGAUAACACUGAAUUCAGACGAACGCACACUCGAGUCUGUCGCCUUCGGAGGCUCAGGCCUCGGACCUGGCUUUGAAUCAGAUGAUGAUGAUGACCUUGCCUAUGAUGUUCUUGGCGCGUGA